GACAGAUUUAUCUCAACCCUUACAUCAAUCACUACAUUGGGUAUUUUCCUAUUUCAUCGCUCAAUUGAUCGACAUGGCACCUAGUAAAGAACACACGCAUCCCCUGCAUCACCUCGGCAGUUGGAUGCCUUCAGAUCAUGACGCCCACCGAGAAUGGCUAGGCGGGGUGAUCAAGCACGUAGACAACAAUGAAAAAGAGCUCCACCCAGUUCUAAAGGAAUUUCAGGAUCUAAUCGAAACAAAUACACGGGUGUACAUGUUGCUUGAGGGCAUGUUCAAGGAAGUCCCAAAGAAGAAGCCAUACAGCCAAGAUCCAACAGGCCACCCCGAAAUCCGUGACUACAAGCACUUUCUCCAGGUCCUCAACCACAUGUUGACAACGGCUCCAUCAUGGACUGACAAAGCCCACCGCGUUGGUUUGGUCGGUUUACCCAUCAACGCAGUGCUAGACUGGCCAAUGGGCACACCAAGUGGCUACGCCGCGUUCCUAGACCCAGAGAUCAACGCCAUGUUGAAAAAGGUUCUAAAUGCCUGGGGCGAGUACCUGCGUUCGCCGGCAUCGGCCGAUGUCCUGAACAAAACUUCGAAUGGAUGGUUUGGUGAGACGGGGCACCGGGACCUCACUACCGUGGCUAAGAUUGGUCCCACGGCUACUGAAACCCUCGAAUUCCAUGAGAUGUUCCACUGUGACCCCUCUGCACCAAACUACGGCUACAAGUCAUGGGACGACUUCUUCACUCGUCUAUUCCGCGAUGGAAUGCGCCCGGUCGCGGAACCAGAUAAUGAUCGGGUUCUAGCUAAUGCGUGUGAGUCGAGACCAUUCAGACUCGCGCACAACGUAAAGGCCCGCGAUAGAUUCUGGAUUAAGAGUCAACCGUACUCUGUGCUGGAUAUGCUGGCUCAUGAUCAGUAUGCUGAGCAGUUCGUUGGUGGUACGAUCUACCAAGCAUUUUUGAGUGCUCUGAGUUACCACCGUUGGCAUACGCCUGUUUCAGGAAAGGUUGUGAAGGCCUUUGUUGCUGACGGGACAUACUAUUCUGAGCCCCUGUUUGAGGGAGUGGGCAAUCCGCUGCCUCAUGCGCAGGACAUUGAUAUUGCUGGUCAGGUCACCUCGCAGGCAUAUAUUACCUCGACUGCUACCAGGGCUAUCAUCUUUAUUGAGGCUGAUGAGCCGGCUAUUGGCCUCAUGGCCUUUAUUGGUGUAGGUAUGGCUGAAGUCUCUACUUGUGAUAUUACUGUCAAGGAAGGUCAGCAUAUCACCAAGGGUGAUGAGAUUGGUAUGUUCCACUUUGGUGGAUCUACUCAUUGUCUCCUCUUCCGGAAAGGUGUCAAUGUCUCCGGAUUUCCUGAGCCGGGUAUGGAGGAGAAUAUGCCAGUUCGGAGCCGACUGGCUGUUGUUUCAUAG
Penicillium pulvis is the source of this 1405-nucleotide messenger RNA. RefSeq lists its product as uncharacterized. The record is from RefSeq and is a predicted model, not a curated record. Bases 74 to 1405 code for a protein of 443 amino acids. The transcript is spliced from 2 exons. Lineage: Eukaryota; Fungi; Ascomycota; Eurotiomycetes; Eurotiales; Aspergillaceae. Gene Ontology annotation, cellular component: mitochondrion. Gene Ontology annotation, molecular function: phosphatidylserine decarboxylase activity. Gene Ontology annotation, biological process: phosphatidylethanolamine biosynthetic process.